This is a messenger RNA of Ochotona princeps (American pika), 2098 nucleotides long. RefSeq names its product ferric chelate reductase 1 (gene FRRS1). Gene Ontology annotation, molecular function: oxidoreductase activity, acting on metal ions. NCBI's taxonomy places the organism in Eukaryota, Metazoa, Chordata, Mammalia, Lagomorpha, Ochotonidae. The record is from RefSeq and is a predicted model, not a curated record. The transcript is spliced from 17 exons. The coding region runs from base 310 to 2088 and encodes 592 amino acids.
CCUUUGCAAAUCAUAGAAAAACUGAAGCCCCUUGGGCGAGGGAACAGCGGGGCUGGCUCCUGUGCUGACUUGGGCCGAGCCGCUUGGUGCGUGCAAUCCUCACCAGCCCUGCUCUGGAGUUUGAACUGAGCUAAUCAGUGCUCGCUAACGAGCACAGUAUUACUUUGAGAGCCAUAUGGAAUGAUCCAGAUGAGACUUCUGUCAUAUGUAAUAAGCCAGUUGCUGCCAACCAUUUUCUCUGAAAAUGAAUAAAGAAAAUGGAAAAAUUACCUCCUGAUGACGCGCUGACUGCAGAACCAGGAUGGCCGUAUGACAACUUUUGGGUUUAUACUUAGUGUCUUCACAUUUUUGUUGCACGUGGCUUCUGUGUUUAAUUAUCCCAAUGGAAAAGUAAUGCAGUCAUGUGGCGGGAUGAUUCCUGCACACGGACAUAGUCCACAGUCUGGGGCCGCUCACCGCAUUUCAGUGAGUCAGAUGACAUUCAGGCCGGGAGAUCAGAUUGAAGUUACUUUGUCAGGGCCACCCUUUAAAGGCUUUCUCUUGGAAGCUCGUGAUGCUGAGAAUUUGAGUGGACCUCCUGUUGGCUCUUUUUCAUUGAGUGAUAAUCAUAUAUCACAACUUCUGACUUGUGAAGACAUACAGGGAUCAGCUGUGAGUCAUACAAGUUCAUCCAAAAAAACCAAAGUUAACGUGUAUUGGAAUGCUCCAAGCAGCGCUCCAAAUCACGUACAGUUUCUAGCCACAGUUGUUGAGAAAUAUAAAAUCUACUGGGUGAAGAUACCUAGUCCUGUAAUUUCGCAACCAAAUGCACUUCCGUUUACGACACCUGAAGCUACAAUAGCAUCUUUGCCAACAAUAUCUCCAGUCUCUCAUUUAACCAAAUCUUUCAAUGCUUCAGAUUGUGGGAAAAAGAAGUUCUGUAUCAGGAGUCCUUUCAACUGUGACCCAGAGAAGGAGCAUGCUUGUAUGUUCUUGUCGUUCACAAGAGAGGACCAGUCGGUGUUGGUUGAAAUGAGCGGUCCCAGUAAAGGCUAUUUAUCCUUUGCAUUUUCUCAUGACCGAUGGAUGGGUGAUGACGAUGCUUACAUAUGUAUUAAUGAGGAUCAGAUGGUGCAUGUGCAGCCUUCCCAUUUGGCAGGGCGAAGCCACCCUGUGAUGGACUCCAAGGCUGUUCUUGAGGGCGUAUCUUGGAGGUUGGCAGAUGGCAUCAUGCAGUGUUCUUUUCGAAGAAACAUCACCUUACCUGGGGUGAAAAAUAGAUUUGAUCUCAACACAAGCUACUACAUAUUUCUAGCAGCUGGUGCAGCUAAUGAUGGUCGAAUUUAUAGGCACUCCCAGCAACCUUUGAUUACAUAUGAGCAGUAUGAUGUGACAGGCCCUCCAAAAGAUGCAGGAGGGUCCCGUUCCACCCUCAUUCUGAAGGCUCACGGUGCUUUAAUGUUUGUGGCGUGGAUGACUACCGUUAGCAUAGGAGUACUGACUGCUCGGUUUUUCAGACCUGUUUGGUCAAAAGCUUUCUUCCUUGGUGAAGCAGUUUGGUUUCAGGUGCAUCGAAUGCUCAUGGUCACUACAUCUGUGCUCACUGGCAUUGCUUUUAUUAUGCCCUUUAUAUACAGAGGAGGCUGGAGUAAGCACGCAGGUUACCACCCAUACCUCGGCUGUGUGGUGAUGACCAUAGCAGUUCUUCAGCCACUUCUGGCGGCCUUCAGGCCACCUUUGCAUGACCCAAGAAGGAAAAUAUUCAAUUGGACACAUUGGAGUAUGGGUACAGCUGCGAGAAUAAUAGCAGUGGCAGCCAUGUUCCUGGGGAUGGACUUACCAGGACUGAAUCUCCCUGACCCACAGAAGACCUACACAAUGAUCGGGUUUGUAGCCUGGCACAUCGGGACGGAGAUUGUUCUGGAGAUACAUGCUUACCGCCUCUCUCGAAAAGUGGAAAUACUAGAUGAUGACAGAAUUCAGAUCCUUCAGUCUUUCAGUGCGGCAGAAGCAGAGGGUCAUGCUUUUAAAAAGGCUGUUUUGGUGAUUUAUGUCUGUGGGAAUGUGACUUUUCUCAUCAUAUUCUUGUCUGCAAUCAACCAUCUUUGAGCAAGAGAAG